Messenger RNA from Culicoides brevitarsis, 1859 nucleotides. Its product is annotated as zinc finger protein ZFP2-like. Lineage: Eukaryota; Metazoa; Arthropoda; Insecta; Diptera; Ceratopogonidae. Gene Ontology annotation, biological process: regulation of transcription by RNA polymerase II. Gene Ontology annotation, cellular component: nucleus. Gene Ontology annotation, molecular function: zinc ion binding; DNA-binding transcription factor activity; RNA polymerase II cis-regulatory region sequence-specific DNA binding. The record is from RefSeq and is a predicted model, not a curated record. The transcript is spliced from 8 exons. The coding region runs from base 128 to 1759 and encodes 543 amino acids.
CAUCAACAACAAAGCAAGUCGCGUAACAUCCUCGUACUUUUGGCCAUCAAAAUCAUACUAAUUAAUUAAGGUUCUGAUCAAAAUUAAGUUUUAAAUAAUAGUGUUAAGUGUAUUGUGUCUGUGUAAAAUGGAAACAAGUGUGGUCGAAGCAGAUAUGUGUUGUCAGACCUGUCUUGGCCCAUCAGUAUUUUUAACAUCGAAUCCAGUGAAUUCGAACAACCUAAUAGCACCAAUAACAACGACUACAACAGAAGAUAUUGGAAAAGGAACCAACUGUCUUCUCUCACUUUUUUCAGUUCUAGAUGAUUUUGAUGGAUAUACGCUUGGCGAUUUGUUGCGUAUUUGUUGCGAUGUUGAGAUUAAAAUGGGAGACCGGCUCAAGUAUCUCUGUGAAGAAUGUACGACGACAUUGCUAAUUAUGUACAAAUUCAGAGUCAAGGCAAAAGAAGCUCAGCGAAUUUUGGAAUUACAUGAUGCCCCUAGCAAAGGUCUAAAUAAUGUUCUGGUAGACGAAAAUCCAACCAACUUUCUGACAGAAAUGGCUGACCAUACGAAUACUGUGACUAAUGAGAUCGGGGACUUUUCAUUGCAAACUAUGCAAUUGCUGCAACAAUGUGGAUCAUUUUGUGGUGACUUAGAGUCCUUAAACGAAGAAUCGCGUGGCACGGAAAAUUCUCCACCUCCUAGCAGUACAGCUACAACAACUGUUGAGUCCGUUUCGUCACUGAACAACUCAGCAGAAAAUUCUGGGGAUGAUGAGAUAAUAAACUAUGUGUUACCAAUAAUUCGUCCAAAGAAUUGUAUAGAUCAUUCGGUAGAACAACAACCUCUGAUUAGACUAAAAAGAAAAUGUCGUCGAAGUGUAAAAGAAACUCCUAUUAAUUAUAAAUGCAAACAAUGUGGAGCAGGGUUUUUCAUACUUAAAAACUUAGUCUCGCAUUUGACUCUGGUACAUGGAAUACAAGAGAAGUACCGUUGUCGUAUAUGUGACGAAGAAACUACGAACAUUGACGAUUACUUGGAUCAUCAGAACAAACAUGUGGUGAUAAAGGAAGUUUCAAGCACAACUGAAAGUCCAAUUGAAACCAACGUGAAACGUGUUGAAACAAAAAAACUCUUUAAGUGCGAUCAUUGUCCAAAAACUUUUAUGUCCAAAUCUUCAUUACAGGCGCACAUACGGGUCCACACAGGAGAGCGUCCAUUCCAGUGUAGCAAGUGCGAAAAACAUUUCAAAACAGUAGGUGCUUUAGAGUUACAUGAAAGACGUCACGCUGGUAUUAAGCCCUAUGUUUGUACAUAUUGUGGCAAAAGUUUUGUUGAAAGCAGUAAUCUUAAGGUACACGUGAGAUCACAUACAAAUGAAAAACCACAUAUAUGCGUACAUUGCGGACGUGGAUUUUCCCGAGUUUUUUUAUUACAAAUACAUACAAGAACUCAUACAGGGGAACGUCCAUAUCAAUGUAACAUAUGUAAUAAAGCAUUUUCCCAGCGAGGAGAUUUAAAAUCACACAAAAAAAUACAUACGAAUGACAGACCCUUUAUAUGUGAGCUUUGUGGAAAAAGAUUCAUAAAGAACAGUAGUUUGAAUCAACAUAAACGCAAUCACAAAAGUUGUCUCGGAAAGAUGAUAUUACCUGAUAGUGCAGGCUCGAUUUUUGACAACGUAACGCCAUUACCAGUGUUUGAAAGUAAUUUUUUACAUCUGUAUUUCUACAUAAACAAGGAUGAAGAUGAAUUAACGAUUGUGAUCUUAAUCUAGAAGAUAAGAAAAUUUAGGAUUUCAAAAAAAAAAUAAUAAUAAGACUGAAACCAUUGGCUGUUAUUUUUAGGCAUUUUUUUUAUUAUUAUUAUUAAAUAUU